AUGUCUCUACAGUAUACAACCCCAAAAUCGGUCCCUACCACCCCUCUCUACGCCUCAUGCAUCACAAACAUCAAGCAAAAGGCACGCAGUUGGGGCAUCUCCAGCCAAAACUUCGAUCUCGACUUUGCGCUUAUCAACAGUCAAAUCAGAGUUCACGGCGCGUACGGAGCGUAUAGUGAGCUGGAGAAGAUUUGGCAUGUCGAGUUUUAUAUCUGGUCGAAGUAUUUUGGCAAUGAGCCUUUCCCAUUCCCUUUCCCAUCAAUCGCAACUCCAACCAUCAUUUCCACCUCCAAUCCAGCACCUGCUCCCACCGGUCCUCGAGCUAUGAACAGCACUCCGGUUCCAAACCCAUUUCCACCAGUCUACAUCCCCGGUCCUCUUCAGACUCCAAAUAUCAAUACCGGUGGAUUCCGAAUCCACCCAGCUCCAGUUCCAGGUUCAGGAACGCGCGCACAGCUAUCUCACCAGCACCAAGGCUCCUCCCCUGCUUCUGGAUCUCGCAGCCAGUUCUCAAUUCGUGGUAUGGCUGGAAAGGGUGUCAGUGGUGGACCGUCACAGUAUCGUCAUAUGGGACAGGCUUACAACAAUCGACCCACGAGAGGUAGAGGUAUCAUCGAGCGGGAACCAAGACAGAAUCCAAAUUCGGAGCCAGCUGGUGGUGGAGCACGAGGUGUGGAGAAUGGCGAUGGAGGUGGAGGAGGUCAGAGAGGAAGAGGAGCCGUGUAUGCUGCUAGAAGACAAUUGAAGGUUGCGAGACGAACUCAGGGACGGAACUGA
Molecule: messenger RNA, 777 nt
Organism: Cadophora gregata
Lineage: Eukaryota; Fungi; Ascomycota; Leotiomycetes; Helotiales; Ploettnerulaceae
Exons: 2
Coding region: 1-777 (258 amino acids)
Source: RefSeq, a predicted model, not a curated record